AUGGUGGUCAAAGGAAGGGGAAAGUUUCCUCCGAAGAAAACACCUGAGCUUCCUUCUCCUACUCCAAAUAUCACAAAAAUAGCGUCUUUAACCAAACAACCCGCCUCGGAUAAGGCUCUUGAACUUUUACAUGAAGUUGCUACUUUGGUUUCCCCCAUAAUGCAUCACUAUAACUUUAAAGUGAAUCUUCUGUGUGAAAUGUAUCCAAGGAAUCAGGGCUUGCUAGGAUUGAACGUUAACAGAGGUCAAAAAAUUUGUUUACGACUCCGAUCUCCCACUGAUAGUAAAUGGUUUUUAGAAAGAGACGAAAUAGUGGGGACAAUGUUACACGAACUCACCCAUAACUGGCAUGGUCCUCAUGAUGCUAAGUUUUAUAAAGUUUUAGAUGAACUGAAGGAUAAAUACUACGAAUUCCAGGUUACACAGUCAAUGAAAAAUUCCAGUUAUCCAAAUAAUUUUUCUGCCUCAGGAGCAAAGGUGCUAAAGCCAAUGUCUACAAAAAAGUAUACUACAAAAGUGAGCAAACUGGGUACAGGAAAAAAGUUAGGUGGUUCUGCAGAAAGACUACCUUUAAGGAGCCUAAUGCUCCUUGCUGCCGAGCGACGAUUGAAGGAUUCCAAAACAUGCAAUUCCGACGAAGAGUGCGAUUCUCAACUACCAGGAGAUAAUGUGAAAGAUAGCCAGCCUACCACCGAAGCAAAAAGAGAGACUGUGGAAAACUGUGAUGUUAUAUGCAUUGACUAA
Pichia membranifaciens NRRL Y-2026 is the source of this 744-nucleotide messenger RNA. RefSeq lists its product as hypothetical. The coding region runs from base 1 to 744 and encodes 247 amino acids. The transcript is spliced from 2 exons. The record is from RefSeq and is a predicted model, not a curated record. Lineage: Eukaryota; Fungi; Ascomycota; Pichiomycetes; Pichiales; Pichiaceae.